Penicillium pulvis is the source of this 672-nucleotide messenger RNA. RefSeq names its product zinc finger MYND domain-containing protein. Gene Ontology annotation, biological process: regulation of transcription by RNA polymerase II. The record is from RefSeq and is a predicted model, not a curated record. Gene Ontology annotation, molecular function: DNA-binding transcription factor activity, RNA polymerase II-specific. The transcript has a single exon. Gene Ontology annotation, cellular component: nucleus. Lineage: Eukaryota; Fungi; Ascomycota; Eurotiomycetes; Eurotiales; Aspergillaceae. The coding region runs from base 1 to 672 and encodes 223 amino acids.
AUGUCGAGCGUCACAGCAACUCGUGUGCGAGCAUUCAACGCUCUCCGCCGGCCUCAAUUUGGGCUAGGUGAUAUCCCAAACCACUACCAUUUCUCAGUGAGGUCCUUGCCUAUGGUUCCAGGCAACGCUGUCUUCCUCGCCAAUCCAUUCAACGGUCACAGACAUACUGAAGGCCGUACACGCAUCACACCUCUCAGCCUUGAGGAACAGGCCAACGUCAUCGUUCCUCUACUACUCGAGUCGUUCGUCACACGAUUCGAUUCUGAUGGCCAGCUGCAGUUUGUCAUGGAAGACAGCAUGACUCCCUGGGCACCAUGGAGUUGGAGUACAACUGACGAAGGCCUCGCCCAGGCUGUUUCCAACCGACUUGCUGCCGUGGGCGUUCGACAAGAACUGUGCACCGUGACUGUCGCCCCUGCCGAGGAGACUCAGGCGGCUAAUAUCUCCUGGCGUGGAUUCUAUAGUGAGGUUGCGGCGGCCAUGGCGGGUAUCCCGGAGGAUCAGCUGGCUGGAAGCAUCACCAGCUGCUGCGGUGUUUGUGGAUUUACUCCCUCUUUGGAUACGUCUUUGAUGCGUUGUGGUCGAUGCAAGCAGACUACUUAUUGUUCGAAGGCUUGCCAGAAGGCAGACUGGUCCACGCACAAGGGUGACUGCAAGGCCCCUGCUGCUUAG